AUGGGUACAAAAUCGGCGCUGGAUGUCCUCGAUGCAAUCGAAGAUGAAGACGCAGUUGUGGAUAAAAUCUUCAUUGCUCCCCCCGUGGUCAGUGUGGAGUCUGACGAAGACAGCGGCGAGGAAGACGGCGGAGGAACGAUCGAUAAUCUCUCGGGACGGCAGCUUUGCGCUCCCGCCGUGGCGGUCCUCGCCGACGGACGGGUGAUCGGAGAUGAUGAUGGCGACACGGAGGAAGAAGAGGAGCCCCAACAGGCCUCCACCUCAAAGAAACGCUCGCAGAAAGAUGGGGUGGACUACAAAUGGACCAACAGUAAAAAGCGGCUGACAAAAUUCCCGGACGCCAGGCCUCUCGCCGUCCCCACGAUUGUCGUUGGAAAGAGCGCAAUUCAGAAGCUGGACUUCUUCCUUUCUGAUGUAUAUCCUCACCUUGUUCGAGAGACCAUCAAGUAUGCGGCGGUGACUGACUCCAACUUCCAGCUCACCAUCGGAGAAUUGAAGCGCGUGUUGGGGAUCUUGCUGCUCUCGGGUUACCACUCUCUCCCCAGUCGCCGACACUACUGUAGCACAGAUGACGAUCUCCAGUGCGCCCUCGUCGCUGGGGCCAUGUCACGCAACAGGUUCGAGGAGAUCAUCCGCUACAUUCACUGCGCCGACAACGCGCACCUGAACCUCAGCGACCGGAUGACAAAGCUGCGUCCCAUGAUGGACAUCCUCAACGCUCGGUUCGGGGAGGCGUAUCCAAUGGACUGCAAUGUUGAUCUGGACGAGGCAAUGAUUGAAUAUUUUGGAAGACACGGAUGCAAGCAAGCAAUCCGAAACAAGCCAGUGCGGUUCGGCUUCAAGGCCUGGUGCCUGAACAGUGGGACCAGCGGCUUCCUGCUCCGCUUCGACAUCUACCAGGGGGCGAGUGGAGAUGCCUCUGAAGUAGAACGCAAGUUCGACAAGGGCGGUGGCACGCUCCUUCGACUUCUGGACGACCUCCCCGAUGCUGUGCGUGCACUUCCGCUACGCGUCUACAUCGACAACUACUUCACCGGCCUCCCGCUAGUUGCAGAGCUGCGCAGGCGGGGCUACGCUUGCACGGGGACGAUCCGAGAAAACCGCAUCCCGCGCUCCUGCCCGAUCACAGAUCAGAAGGCUAUGAAGAGCAAGCCGCGUGGUGCAAACAAGAUUGCGCUCACUCGGUGGAAGGAUAACGCCGUGGUCACCAUCGCCUCCACCCUCGCCGCCGAGCAUCCUCUGCAGAACUCGUCACGCUGGUCAGCGAAGGAGAAGAAGAAGGUGGCAGUGGAACAGCCAUUUGUUGUCCAGCUGUACAACCGCAGCAUGGGCGGCACGGACCGCGCCGACCAGAGCAUCGGGCUCUACCGCAUCAACAUGCGUCGGAAGAAGUGGUGGUGGCCGAUAUUCACCUGGAUGCUGGACGCGGCCGUCUUCAAUGCAUGGGUGCUGCACCGGCUGGAUGAGCAUGGCGGGAUGUCUCUGCUGGACUUCCGACGCGAGGUGGCCCGAACUCUGCUUGCAGCACCAGGCGUCACUCGAGCUCGGAGAUCGGGCAGACCGCUUCGACAGCAUGGAGCACUGGCCGGAAGUGGCGGAGCAAGGCCGAAAGUGCGCACUGCCGACUUGCAAGUCGCGUCCGUCCAGUGCGUGCUCCAACCGGAACAGAAUGUGUGA
This is a messenger RNA of Syngnathus acus (greater pipefish), 1677 nucleotides long. RefSeq names its product piggyBac transposable element-derived protein 3-like. The record is from RefSeq and is a predicted model, not a curated record. The transcript is spliced from 2 exons. NCBI's taxonomy places the organism in Eukaryota, Metazoa, Chordata, Actinopteri, Syngnathiformes, Syngnathidae. Gene Ontology annotation, molecular function: sequence-specific DNA binding. Bases 1 to 1677 code for a protein of 558 amino acids.